AUGGGUUUUUUCCGGCGACUUUUUGGCGCCAAGAAGAAGUCUAGAUCUUCAAAAACAACGCCCUCUGUGUCACAGUCCAACAAGGUUGAUCAAACGUUGUUGUCUGAUACUGCUUAUGAUGCUAACAAUUUGGAUGCCAAUAAGCAUGCAAUAGCUGUGGCAGCUGCUACUGCUGCUGUUGCUGAAGCUGCACUUGCUGCUGCUCAAGCGGCUGCUGAGGUUGUUAGAUUGACUACUGGUGGUGCUGGUGGGAGAGGUGGUGGUAAUGUUGUCGGUGCCAGUCACCGGCGGUUUGUGGAGGAAGUGUCGGCGGUUAAAAUUCAAUCUGCCUUUCGUGGUUAUUUGGCAAGGAGAGCACUAAGGGCACUAAAAGCACUGGUGAAGCUUCAAGCCUUAGUGAGAGGCCACAUUGUGAGAAAGCAAACAGCAGACAUGCUUAGGCGUAUGCAAACAUUAGUGAGGCUGCAGGCUCGAGCCCGUGCUAACCGCAGUCAUGUGUCCGAGUCUUGGCAUACUCCUAGCAUGUCCUUCCAUUCUCGUUACGCUCAAUUGGCAUUGCAAGUUUUCAAGUCUGACACUAGUCUCUUCAGAAUGGUAUAUGCUAUUCAGGUCCCUGCAAGUCCUUCUAAGGACAUCCUGUUUCGUGCUUCUAGUACCAAAUUUGAUGGGCCUUCAAUUCUCAAGAGAUGUGGUUCAACUGCAAACUUUAGGGAGAGCAUUGACUUCGACAAAGUAAAAUUGGAUUCAAAUUGGCUAGACCGUUGGAUGGAAAAUUUGAGAAAUGACCAUGGCAACAAUCCACAGAGAAAUCGAAAUGCUGAUGAUGAGAAGAGUGACAAGAUCCUUGAAGUAGACACUUGGAAGCCCCAUGUGAAAUCCCAACAAAAUAAUAGAGCAUUUCAGACUUCACAGCAUGGUUUGACUUCAGAUCAUAACAAUCAGAGCUUUAUGACAUUUGACUCUCCAUCAAAACUAUCAAAAAAAGCUCCAAAUCCAAUGCCGAGCAUCCCUUCAGAAGAAAUCAUGCACUCUCUUAAAUUACCCUUAGGAAAUGAUGAAGCAGUUUCUAGGACCGCCGAGAACAGCCCUCGUGUGUUUUCUGCAACAUCUAGACCUGGAAGUAGUGGUAGAAGAGGAGGCGGCCCAUUUACGCCAACAAGAAGUGAGUGCUCGUGGGGCUUCUUUAAUGGAUACUCGGGUUAUCCCAACUACAUGGCUAACACAGAAUCAUCUCGAAACAAGGUUAGGUCCCAAAGUGCCCCAAGGCAGAGGCUAGAGUUCGAGAAAUAUGGUUCAAGCAGAAGAUCUGUUCAGGGAUAUUCUGAUGCUGACACACGUUCCGAAAGGGGUUUUCCUCAAAAUACCGAACUUCGGAACAAAGCUUAUGUAGCAUCUGGCUACUUGAAUAGACUAUGGACUUCCAACUUAAGGUGA
Dovyalis caffra is the source of this 1434-nucleotide messenger RNA. The record is from the annotation of a GenBank genome assembly. NCBI's taxonomy places the organism in Eukaryota, Viridiplantae, Streptophyta, Magnoliopsida, Malpighiales, Salicaceae.